This is a messenger RNA of Sorghum bicolor (sorghum), 1667 nucleotides long. RefSeq names its product ethylene-responsive transcription factor ERF034. The record is from RefSeq and is a predicted model, not a curated record. Gene Ontology annotation, molecular function: DNA binding; DNA-binding transcription factor activity. The transcript has a single exon. Lineage: Eukaryota; Viridiplantae; Streptophyta; Magnoliopsida; Poales; Poaceae. Gene Ontology annotation, biological process: regulation of DNA-templated transcription. The coding region runs from base 342 to 1241 and encodes 299 amino acids.
AAUUUAUGAGUUGUCUGCUGAAAUCCAAAACAAAUAGGACCAAAAGCAAACAGAAAAGGAAAAGGAAAAAAACUGUGGGACACUACAAGGGGCCUCCUAGCAUAUGUACCAACACAUGUUCUCGCAAAGCCGCAAGUAACCCCCUUUCUUUUUUUCAUCGCCACCCUCGAUCGUUAGUCAUUUGACACUCAUGAUAAAAAGGGCCCUCGCAUCGCACCACAUACAAACAGAGGCGAGCACACAAGUCCCCCAAGCAAGCUAAGUAGCUAAGCUAACCAUUACUCUUCAUCACUUCAUCCUCCCGCACACCACUGCGCAUCCGUGCACAGUGGAGAGUUGCCAUGGCUCAAGAGCUCCAAUUAGAAACGUCCUCUUCCGCCUCUGCCACCACCACCUCGUCGUGUACCACCUCCUGCUGCUCGUCCACUGUCACGGACUCGUCGUCUUCUUCGCCGGCGGCGGCCAAUGCCGCGCCCGCGCCACGGAAGCGGCAGGCGGCGGAGGCAGAGGCAGAGGCAGAGGCAGAGGCAGAGGCCGAGGCGGUCGAGGAGGAGGAAGAAGGUUGUGCUGGCAAGACGACGGCGCCGGCGGCGAAGAAGCGGAAGCGGAGCAGCGAGGGGAAGCACCCGACGUACCGGGGCGUGCGGAUGCGGGCGUGGGGCAAGUGGGUGUCAGAGAUCCGCGAGCCGCGGAAGAAGUCGCGCAUAUGGCUGGGCACGUUCCCGACCGCCGAGAUGGCGGCGCGCGCCCACGACGUCGCCGCGCUCGCCAUCAAGGGCCGCGCCGCGACCGCGUACCUCAACUUCCCGGACCUCGCCGGCGUGCUCCCGCGCGCCGCGUCCGCGGCGCCCAAGGACGUCCAGGCCGCCGCCGCAUUGGCCGCUGCGUUCACGUCGCCGUCGUCACCAUCAUCGGAGCCCGGCGACGAUGCCGGCGCGCCGGCGGCGCCAUGCGACGCACGCGAAGAGCCCGCCGCCGCCGCCAAGGGCGGCGCCGCGCCCGAGGAGACAGCCGCCGAGGAACGGGAACCGGUGCCACUACCACCGCCGGUCUCUCAGCCAGGGACGCCGUCGUCGAGCGGCGUGGAGGAAGAGAGGCAGCUGUUCGACUUGCCGGACCUGCUCCUCGACAUCCGGGACGGGUUCGGGUGCUUCCCGCCGAUGUGGGCCCCGCUCGACACUGACGUGGAGGAGGUGGUCAAUGCGGAGCUGCGCCUCGAGGAGCCGCUGCUUUGGGAGUAGCAGCCAGAGAUGCUUGUUGCUUGCGUUACGAGGUCUAAACAAAAACAAUAGUAGCAGUGGUAUCCCAUUUCUUCGUCUUCCUUCUCUUUUCUGUUUCUUUUUCUUUUUUUUACUUUGGAAAAAGCAGCUAGUUCUUUUGUUCUUCUUCUUUUUAUUUGGGUUAAAUAAGUAUAAACAUAUAUAAAUGAGAGAUAUAUAUAUAAGCUGUGUACUUAUGAGUGUAAGACGAGUAAGUACCUAUCAGUUAAUUAUUGCAUAUAUACUGCUAGUACCAGUAUAUGAGUAUAGUAAUAAUGUGAUCCAGUGUGUGAAUUCGAGCAGUAGUUGACCUUGCUAGAUUUUCCUACUUGCUUGUGCUUCCACUAUCCCAUGUGUGUUGUACCAAAUCCCACAAUGAAAGGACAAAAAAAGGAAUUGCACUGCUGA